Molecule: messenger RNA, 1290 nt
Organism: Calypte anna (Anna's hummingbird)
Lineage: Eukaryota; Metazoa; Chordata; Aves; Apodiformes; Trochilidae
Gene: FOXI3
Product: forkhead box I3
Exons: 2
Coding region: 1-1290 (429 amino acids)
Biological process (GO): regulation of transcription by RNA polymerase II; anatomical structure morphogenesis; cell differentiation
Molecular function (GO): DNA-binding transcription factor activity, RNA polymerase II-specific; RNA polymerase II cis-regulatory region sequence-specific DNA binding
Source: RefSeq, a predicted model, not a curated record
AUGAGCGCCGGUGAGUUGCAGCAGGCGCAGCCCAGAGCUUCGGCGCCGGCGGCCGCCCCCGCGCCCCCGCAGCCCCGCAGCGCCCAGGAAGCCCCCGACAUGGCGGUGUACUGCAGCGAGAACUUCAGCGUCUACCCCCAGCCCAGCCUCCACCCGCCCGGCGCCGCUGCCGCCGCCGCCGCCGCUGCCGCAGCCGCUGCAGCCGCCGCCGCCUCCUCGGGGCAGCGGGCGGGCGGAUACGCGCUGGGGGACUACGGGGCCCCCGCCAACGCCGGGUACCUGUGGGGCAUGAACAGCCCCGCGCCCUACCUGCAGGGCCCCCCCGGCUCCGCUGCCGCCGCCGCCGCUCCUUUCCUGCCGCCGGCCUCGUACGGCUGCUCUCGGGGCGGGCAACUGGUGGGCUCCCCCUCGGCCCCCGGGUCGCCGUCGGCGGGAGGCGCGGAGCUGAGCUGGCUGAGCCUGGCCAGCCAGGAGGAGCUGCUGAAGCUGGUGAGGCCGCCUUACUCUUACUCAGCUCUGAUCGCCAUGGCCAUCCAGAGCGCUCCGGAGAGGAAGCUCACCCUCAGCCACAUCUACCAGUACGUGGCCGAGAACUUCCCCUUCUACAAACGCAGCAAGGCGGGAUGGCAGAACAGCAUCCGCCACAACCUCAGCCUCAACGACUGCUUCCGCAAGGUGCCCCGCGACGAGGACGACCCUGGAAAGGGAAACUACUGGACCUUAGAUCCCAACUGUGAGAAGAUGUUUGACAACGGGAACUUCCGUCGCAAACGCAAGCGGCGCUCUGAGCCCAAUGCCCCGGCGACCGCGUCUGCAGCCUCCUCCAUGGGGGGUCUGAAGGCUGAGGAAGAGAGACCCAUCCCAGUCACAGGCAAACCGUGUGGAAACAGCCCACCCCCAGAGCUGGACCCCUCGCCUUCUUCCAGAGACCAUCCAAAAAGCUCCUCUCCCUCCAGUAUCAUUUCAUCCACCCCUAGCUGCCUCAGCACCUUCUUCAGCGGCAUGAGCUCCCUGAGCGGUGGAGGCAGCCGGCUGACAGGGGGGCUGGGCAGUGACCUGCAUCACAGGAACUUCUCUGCUGGACAGCUGAGCAGUGGCACUUUCACCCCUUCCAGCAGCUCUUCACAGGAGGUGCCUUCUCCAGACCAGCUGCAGCGGGUUGCGGGACCUUCCCCCGCUUACUACAGCUCCUUCCAUCCCAGCAGCAGCAGCCAGGGAGCCCAGUACAACCACUACUACAACUUCACAGUUAACAGCCUCAUCUACACCCGGGAUGGGACGGAGGUGUAG